AUGAGGCUCCGCAGCGGCACGGCGCUCACGCUGCUGCUCGGCUGCCUGUGCGCCCUGCUCUCGCUCUCCUGGUACGGCGCCUUCGGCGGGCACAAAGGUGACGUUGUGGACAUCUACCAGCGGGAGUUUCUCGCCCUCCGGGACCGACUGCACGCAGCUGAGCAGGAGAGCCUGAAGCGCUCGAAGGAGCUCAACCUGGUCCUGGAGGAGAUCAAGAGAGCCAUCUCGGAGAAGCAGGCCCUGCGGGAUAUAAACCGGACCUGGAGCAGCUUAUCUGACGAAACCAAGUUAAAACUGUGGAAUAUCACCAACAAGAAUGUGCUGCACCUUCCCACCAUCUUCCAUCAUUUGCCACAUUUGCUGUCAAAGGAGAACAGUCUGCAGCCAGCCGUGCAUGUGGGACAGGGGCGCACUGGAGUGUCCGUUGUGAUGGGAAUCCCCAGCGUGAAGCGGGAGGUGCAUUCCUACCUUACCGACACCCUCAACUCCCUCAUCUCAGAGCUCACUCAGCAGGAGAAGGAGGACUCCGUCAUCGUCGUCCUCAUUGCCGAGACGGAUCCGCAGUACACAGCCGGAGUGGCAGAAAAUAUCAAAAACUUAUUCCCAAAGGAAAUACACUCAGGUCUCCUGGAGGUAAUUUCCCCAUCUCCGCAUUUCUAUCCUGAUUUCUCCCAUCUGCGGGAAUCCUUUGGGGACCCCAAGGAAAGAGUCAGGUGGAGGACAAAGCAGAACCUCGACUACUGCUUUUUAAUGAUGUAUGCCCAGUCCAAAGGCAUAUAUUACGUGCAGCUGGAGGAUGAUAUUGUGGCCAAACCAAACUAUCUCAGCACAAUGAAGAACUUUGCCUUGCAGCAGCCCUCCGAGGAGUGGAUGAUCCUGGAGUUUUCUCAGCUGGGGUUUAUCGGAAAAAUGUUCAAGUCUCUGGAUCUGAGCUUGAUUGUGGAGUUCAUCCUGAUGUUCUAUAAGGACAAACCCAUUGACUGGCUGCUGGAUCACAUCCUUUGGGUGAAAGUCUGCAACCCUGAGAAAGAUGCAAAACACUGCGACAGGCAGAAGGCAAACCUGAGGAUCCGCUUCAAGCCCUCGCUCUUCCAGCACGUGGGAACCCACUCCUCCUUGGCUGGGAAGAUACAGAAGCUGAAGGACAAGGACUUCGGCAAGCAGGCCCUGAGGAAAGAGCAUGUCAACCCUCCUGCGGAGGUGAGCACCAGCCUGAAAACCUACCAGCACUUCACCUUGGAGAAGGCUUACCUGCGGGAGGACUUCUUCUGGGCCUUCACUCCCACCGCUGGAGACUUCAUCAGAUUCAGAUUCUUCAAACCGCUCCGCAUUGAAAGGUUCUUCUUCCGCAGCGGGAACAUUGAGCACCCAGAAGACAAACUCUUCAAUACGACUGUGGAGGUUUUGCCGUUUGACAGCCUGCAGUCAGAUAAGGAAGCCUUGCAGGAGGGAAGAGGCGCAGCCGUCAAAUACCGCAGGACGCUGGAUGGCUACAUCCAGAUAGGCUCCUUCUCCAAGGGCGUCGCGGAGGGCGAGGUGGACCCGUCCUUUGGGCCGCUGGAGGCCAUCAGGCUGUCCAUCCAGACCGACUCCCCGGUGUGGAUCAUCCUGAGCGAGAUUUUUAUCAAAAAAGCAGAGUGACGCGGGCGUGCGGAAGGGUGGACACAGGCGUGACU
Molecule: messenger RNA, 1676 nt
Organism: Gavia stellata (red-throated loon)
Lineage: Eukaryota; Metazoa; Chordata; Aves; Gaviiformes; Gaviidae
Gene: MGAT4B
Product: alpha-1,3-mannosyl-glycoprotein 4-beta-N-acetylglucosaminyltransferase B
Exons: 15
Coding region: 1-1641 (546 amino acids)
Biological process (GO): protein N-linked glycosylation
Cellular component (GO): endoplasmic reticulum; Golgi stack; endoplasmic reticulum-Golgi intermediate compartment
Molecular function (GO): acetylglucosaminyltransferase activity
Source: RefSeq, a predicted model, not a curated record